AUGCUGCAGAGUGCAGAGUACAGACUGCCAGACACGGCCAGUAUCUUCUCUGCACUCUUCGGUUUCCCCAAAUCUCGACAAAGCAAGGAUAUGGAGUACGGCUGUCCCGGGGCCAUCACAAGACAACGUUUUCCUGCAGGGGGAGAGCGAGCGACGGGACCUUUUACUUCAGACAAGAUUAUUUCUACAGUACUACUACUAAUUUACUACUACUACUACUACUACUACUACUACUACUACUACUACUACUACUACUAA
Molecule: messenger RNA, 258 nt
Organism: Penicillium diatomitis
Lineage: Eukaryota; Fungi; Ascomycota; Eurotiomycetes; Eurotiales; Aspergillaceae
Exons: 2
Coding region: 1-258 (85 amino acids)
Source: RefSeq, a predicted model, not a curated record